GAUAGAGAUGAAGCUCUCUCGAAUCAUUCGCGUGGCCGGCUGCCCUCGACUCAUGUCUCCCCUGAGAGGGUAGCGCAACGGUUUUUCGCUCCUAGCAUCAGCCGUGGGGAGUGACUGUAGCUUCGCGGUUCAUUAAAGUGUACGUUCCCGACCUUCCGCACCGCGCUGGCAUCUUUCCUGUAUGUCGCCAUCUCAGAAUCCGCCAUCCUCUUGGUUCAGUCGUCGUCGUUCUCGUCUGGUUCCAUCAAGAAUCAUCAUUGAUCGUGCCAAUCGGAAAACACCCUAGAGGCUUUACGAGGCGAGCCGCUGUCUCGCGCUCGUGCCAGCAAACAUGCCGGGCGGCCCUCAUGUUCCUUUGGAGGUGGCCAUGUCGUGGAAGUCAAACUACGUAAACCCUCCCACGCAUGGCUCUGGAAUCGUCGUCGAGGAGAGCAUCCUGUUGGGACUAUGUUAUCUCACAGUCGCUCUCCGCGUGUACACGCGAGGAUUCCUCGCAAAAAACUUCGGCCUAGACGAUCUCCUCAUCAUCAUGAACCUGAUCCCCUUGACAGGUUUCGCCGCUAUCCUUAUCCUAGCGUUCACGAAGUACGGAUGGGAUAAACACAUUUGGGAUAUCCCUCCUGACCAAUUGGUUCAGGCGCGAAAGGCUAUGUUCGCCAUGGAGAUUAUCUAUCUUUGGUCCUCUAGUACUACAAGGAUCUCGAUUCUGUUGUUCUACAGACGACUGGGUGGAUCUGUGUCACAGGUAUUCCGCUACACCGUGUAUGCUGCUAUUGCCUCUGUCAUGAUUUAUAAUAUCGGCUACAAUAUCUUUGCUUUCACUCAGUGCACACCUUUGAAUGCAUAUUGGAACAUGGGUAAUGCGUUCUGGCUGCUUGCUCACCAAGGCGACUGGAAAUGUGCCGAUGAAGCAGCUGCAGUCGUCACAGCUGCAGCUAUAAGCAUGGUGCAGGACUUCUUGGUCUGCAUCCUGCCUAUGGCGUUGUUCUGGCAUCUUAAGAUCUCCUUCAAGCAAAAACUCGCACUGACGGGCAUAUUCGGUGUUGGUUUCUUUCUAUGCAUAUGCGGCAUCCUCCGCAUGAUUUACAUUAUCAAGAUCUAUUUCUAUACUUACGACAUGACCUGGGUAUCAUUGCAAAUUUGGAUAUGGUCUGGGAUUGAGUCGCACGUUGCAAUCAUUGUCGCUUCACUGCCAGCUUUGAAUCACUUCUUUGGAUAUGUCAAAGCAGGCAAAGUUGUGAGCGGAUUGAAGUACGGGACCUCGAGGACAGGUGGCAGCAGCCGGAAGGGCUACGACCAAACAACAUCGCAAACCAACAGCCAAAUUGGCUACGAAUCCAAGACAGCCGAGGCCUACGAUAGGGCAAUUCAUGUCACGCAUGACGUCAGAUUGGAGGAGUUCGUCAAUGACAAGAGAUACGACUUGUACAACCCGUCGGACUUCGAUGAUCAGCCUUGGACAAAUAGCAGUCGCUUCGAUGACGUAGAAACAACAGCAGAGAGGACACCAGAACAAACCUCGACGACUUGGCUGGAGGAUGAUACAUCUGGGGAGGAAUCGGCACCCGAAAAACCCGGACCGGAGCGAAAGUAUUCUGGUUUCGCUGACUCGCGGCGUUUCUAUUAGCCACGCCUUGGUAAUUGUGAGUGUUCAGCGCUCAGCGUCCGCCAUCCAUGCGGACCCCCUCCCCUCUCAACACAGUGCCAGAGCUUGACGAUUUUCUAAAGAAGAAAAAAAAAAUUACAUGGACCCGUAUAUGGGAUUCUGCAUAUUGGCGAUGUAAUGAUACCCUUUCCAGCAUUGUGGCGUGUCCUAGAAAUCAUAGCUGGUACCAACUCUGUACAUAGAUAAAUCAUCUUACUUUUCGACCGCGUUGUUUACGAAUGCUCCUAUGCCAGCAAGAUCUACCUGUCUUCAUAAUGACAG
Molecule: messenger RNA, 1927 nt
Organism: Verruconis gallopava
Lineage: Eukaryota; Fungi; Ascomycota; Dothideomycetes; Venturiales; Sympoventuriaceae
Exons: 5
Coding region: 332-1627 (431 amino acids)
Source: RefSeq, a predicted model, not a curated record